This is a messenger RNA of Thrips palmi, 1644 nucleotides long. It is a transcript of the gene Set, whose product is annotated as protein SET. Gene Ontology annotation, biological process: nucleosome assembly. Gene Ontology annotation, cellular component: chromatin; nucleus. Gene Ontology annotation, molecular function: histone binding; chromatin binding. The transcript is spliced from 2 exons. The record is from RefSeq and is a predicted model, not a curated record. NCBI's taxonomy places the organism in Eukaryota, Metazoa, Arthropoda, Insecta, Thysanoptera, Thripidae. Bases 224 to 1084 code for a protein of 286 amino acids.
CGGAGUAGUGCGUCAGUCAAUGACACCAUCUUGACUUGUUUGUGUUCGUACGCUUAGGAGCUCCAAGCCCGAGUUUCGGUGCCUUCAACUAACUUUCGCGUCGCCGAAUUUCGAGAUACUGACGAAGGACGAUCACUGUCCUCGCGCCCCAACUGCCACUGCCCAAGGUUGGCUGGCGGGACAGCUGAGAAUUUUGUACCUGGACCACUUUUAAGCACUCAAGAUGUCGGCCAGUGGGCCCUCUCCCAAGAAGGCACGAAAGGAGGGUUCCGUUGAGGGUGAGGAAGGCAGGGACUACGAUGUCGAAACACAGAAGGCUUUAGAAGAGAUCGAUGCCUGUCAAAACGAAAUUGAUGUCUUGAAUGAGAAAGCCAGUGAAGAAAUUUUGAAAGUAGAGCAGAAAUACAACAAACUCAGAAAACCUUUCUUCGAAAAGCGUAACGAUAUUAUCAAGAGGAUACCAAACUUUUGGGUUACUGCUUUCGUGAACCACCCACAGAUCUCUGAUAUUCUUGAAGAGGACGAAGAAGAUGCUCUUCAUUACAUGACUAAAUUAGAGGUGGAAGAAUUCGAAGAUAUUAAGUCUGGAUACAGAAUCAAUUUCCACUUUGGUGAGAACCCAUAUUUUGAAAAUGAGGUUCUAACGAAGGAAUUCCACCUCGGCUCGUCAGGCGAUCCAGCUUCUCAGAGUACUACAAUCAAAUGGAAGGGUGAAAAUGAUCUCUCAAAGAAAAACAAAGAGAGAAAUGGUGUCAACAAAGGCAGAAAAAGAUUUCUGGAGACAAAAACCUUCUUCAAUUGGUUUACUGACCACACAGACCCCUCUGCAGAUGAUGUUGCAGAAUUGAUAAAGGAUGACUUAUGGCCCAACCCUCUUCAGUACUACCUUGUGCCUGACAUUGAAGUUGAAAAUGGUGUGGAAGGUGAAGAUGAUGUCAGUGAAGACGACUCUGUUGUAGUCGAAGUAGAAGGAGAGGAGGAGGAAGAUGAUGGUGGUGACGUUGAAGGUGAAGAAGGUGGUGAGGAAGGAGAAGACGGAGGCGAAGAGGGAGUAGAUGAAGAUGAUAAUGAAGAAGAUGCUUGAAAACCAUGUGAUGAUGUGAUGGACACAGUUGAAGGGAACGUCUCCAAAUCAUAUAUUAUCGUUUCCUCUUUUAGGAUGCAAUCACUGUUAAAGAGAAGAAUCAAGACAGUUUUAAUGUAAUUGAUGUUUAGAUAUCUCUGAAUCAUUUCUAUUGAUUUCUUUUUGAGUGCUGUAUUAAUGUUUUCUUUACAGUUCAAGUAGACAUUGUCUUACUCUGGGUUUUUGUCUGCAUCAAUUAUGCUGGAUUUUCCUGUGCAUGCUGCUGUCUUUACUGUAUGUUUGAAACUAGUGAUGUGUGUGUAAGUGUGUGUAUGACCAGGAUUAUUUUUAUAUUUUGUAUUUCAUUUAGCAGCGGGUGGCCACUUAUGAGUUUUUUUUUGUUAAAACAGCAUUUUUAGAAAGUCUUGUUUUCUUCUUUUCAAAUUAAUUCUAAAUUAAAUAUCCUGAAUUUUCAAUUCAAUGUCACCAUCAAGACAGCUUUAGAGUGUAGCAAUGUUAUCUCUGUACUAGUAAAAUUGACCUUAAAUAUAUUACAUGGUAUACUUAAUCUUACAGUCUGA